Seminavis robusta is the source of this 417-nucleotide messenger RNA. The record is from the annotation of a GenBank genome assembly. Lineage: Eukaryota; Bacillariophyta; Bacillariophyceae; Naviculales; Naviculaceae.
AUGGUGUCCGUGGGCACUCCUGAAAACUGUAAAAAAUUGAUUGAUCACCUCGGUGUCCCCAAUGGAGCAAAGUACCUUUUUGUAGACCCCGAGAAUUCCAUUUAUGAUGCAUUGUACUUGAACCGAGGAGUCAAGGAGACUUUCUUUUCCGUGAGCACCCCUUUUGCAUUCCUGGAUAGGUUUACAAAGAAGGAUGGCACGAAAGAUUUGCUGGAGGUUUUGCUCAAGUGGAACAAAGGGCUUUAUAUUCCCCCGAGACUAGAGCAGGGUCUCCUGCAGGGAGGAACAUUUGUGUUUGACGGACCCAAAACCCUGUUUGCGCAUUACGACGAAUCCACCGCAGCACACGCCUCCCUAGAAGAAGUCAUUCCACUGGCUUGCAAUGCUGUCAAGAAACAGGAACUGGCCUUGAACUAG